GGCGGGUAGCAGCAAAAUAACGCCCAUUUACAUCUACAGUACAAGAAUCAUCAACAGAAUGGGCUGUCGGUGUUUUUUUAGGGCGUUCUGUCUGUUUUGGUUGCUUCAGUUUCCAACAGUCCACUCAGAUAUUACAGACGGUAAUGCUGAACACCUCAAACGGGAACAUUCACUCGUGAAACCUUAUCAGGGAGUUGGGACGAGCCCAUCCAGUCAGUGGGACUUCUCGGGAAGCACCUUGGUGACCAGUCAGUAUGUUCGCCUUACUCCCGAUGAGCGUAGCAAGGAGGGUUCCAUCUGGAACACAGUGCCCUGCUUCCUGAAGGAUUGGGAGAUGCAUGUGCAUUUCAAAGUCCACGGGUCGGGGAAGAAGAACCUUCAUGGAGAUGGCAUUGCUAUUUGGUAUACCAAGGAGAGACUGCACCCUGGGCCCAUCUUUGGAAAUCAGGAUCAUUUUGUCGGCUUGGCUAUUUUUGUGGAUACCUUCCGCAAUGACCUCCACGGCAUGGAUCGUUCGUUUCCCUUCAUCUCCGCCAUGGUGAGCAAUGGCACUGUGGCCUAUGACCACGGCAAAGAUGGCCGCCCCACUGAGCUGGGAGGAUGUUCCGCUGAAAUCCGCAACAAGGAUCACGACACGUACCUGGCCAUCCGCUACUCCAAAGGACGGCUGACGGUCAUGGUGGAUGUCGAUGACAAGAACGAGUGGAAGGAGUGCAUCGAUAUCGGAGGAGUGAGGCUACCCACCGGAUACUAUUUCGGGUCCUCUGCAGCCACAGGAGAUCUAUCUGAUAAUCAUGACAUCAUCUCGAUGAAGAUGUAUCAGCUGAUGGUGGAACACACCCAGGAAGAGGACAACCUUGACUGGACCAAGAUCGAGCCCAGCGUCAGCCUACUGAAAUCCCCUAAAGACAACGUUGAUGACCCGACGGGAAAUUUCCGUGGCACGCCACUGACGGGCUGGAAGGUGUUCCUGCUACUCCUGUGUGCCCUGCUGGGCAUUGUGGUGUGUGCUGUGGUGGGCGCCGUCGUCUUCCAGAAACGCCAGGAGAGGAACAAGCGGUUCUACUGAGGCACUACCACACACACACACACACACACACACACACACACACACACACACACACACACACAGACUCUGGUCCCCAUCCUGGGACCGCAAUGUGAUUUUUUUUGAGACUGCAUCAAGAACACCAUACAGCUGUUCAUCUUUGUUUGUAACAGUGAACUGGAGGGCAAUGGCAAGGAGAUACUAAGAAUCUUCCAGAAGAUUUGCUGUGAAGGUUUGAGUGAUCUUUUUCUCCCUGAAAGGUAACCUGAAGACCGUAACGUGCUGAUUGGUAGGAAAAGCUUUUCUUUCUGAGGUGAAAUCAGAGCAUAUGUAUGCACAGACUGACCAUUGUUGUCUGUGAUUUGAGUUUAAUUAUGAAGUUUGUUUUGCUUUCGGUUUGUACCUCUGGCCCAUGCAUUCCCUCUCUGGCCUAGUUUACAUAUGAGCAAAAAGUGAUUGAUUUGAUGUUUUUUUUACGCACUGCUAGAUUCACACUCUUUCUCUGUGAUUUCGGUGGGAUGCUUGGGACUGUCUGGGGUCUAGCCACUGUAAUUGAUUGCCUUAUCUUCCUGGCUUUCUUUAGACAUUGAAAAGUGAAUUUGGGUGGGUUGUUUGUGUGUGUUUUUGUUUGAGUGUGUGUUUGUGAUGGCAGGGGCAGGAGAUGGCUGGUGGGAGUCUUGGGUAUAAGUUGCAUCUAUUACAGUCCAUUCGAUAAGUCUGCAAAUGACGACUGUGCAUUUAAGUGAAUGCUGUGCUGUUUCGAAUACUUUGCUUCUAAACAAACCCACAUUCUAGUCCUGUGUAAAUGUCAUAAUAACCUGAAGGUGUGCACACCACAUAGUAAUUGCAAAGGUCUGCUCUCCACACUGAUGGCUAGGAAACUGUCUGAUGUACGAAUAUUUUGUGCGGGACAUACCUGAAUUACACUUUUAGCUGGAAGUGCUCAUUUAUCGUGGAAUCAUCAGGAGUAUUAGCCUUCUCUGUGUGUGGCCUAUCACCAUGGCAACAUGUGCAGACCAGAGGGUGAAGGGAAGCAAUGACCUCCCAGGCUUUACUCUCAGCUGUUUCCAGGGCAACAGCGCUGGACAUCCACUUGUAACAGUGUUGCAGGAGUUUCUGUAUGGCUCUCUUGAGCUUGUUUGGGCUUGCCGUGUUACUGAUAAGUUGUUCAUUAUAUUUCAGUCCAGCACUGUCCGACUGUCAUCAUAGAGAAAGGCUGCUUUAUUCUGUCAUCGUGGAGAAAAACAUUAUUCUGAAGUUGAAUGACCAGUGUUCUCCUGUCUGCAGGAAUAAUAAAAAUAACAAUAAAAAAAAAACAUUAA
Molecule: messenger RNA, 2370 nt
Organism: Sardina pilchardus (European sardine)
Lineage: Eukaryota; Metazoa; Chordata; Actinopteri; Clupeiformes; Clupeidae
Gene: lman2
Product: lectin, mannose-binding 2
Exons: 8
Coding region: 59-1069 (336 amino acids)
Biological process (GO): endoplasmic reticulum to Golgi vesicle-mediated transport
Cellular component (GO): endoplasmic reticulum membrane; Golgi membrane; endoplasmic reticulum-Golgi intermediate compartment
Molecular function (GO): D-mannose binding
Source: RefSeq, a predicted model, not a curated record